This is a messenger RNA of Lingula anatina, 1672 nucleotides long. RefSeq lists its product as uncharacterized. Lineage: Eukaryota; Metazoa; Brachiopoda; Lingulata; Lingulida; Lingulidae. Gene Ontology annotation, biological process: intracellular signal transduction. Gene Ontology annotation, molecular function: protein binding. The record is from RefSeq and is a predicted model, not a curated record.
AAGUACUGAGUACGUCAAGAUGCUGCUGCAGCAAAGUAGAAAAAAAUUGCAAAUAAAUCGACUUACUGCGUCUGUAACACAUGGCAUCAUGAAUAUUAGAGAUACUUGUUAUGGACUUGAGUGAAGAUAGUGACCACCAUAACAGGUAAAAUAAGAAGGCAUGUCACGGGUUGUUAUUGUACCAGUAGGUAAUGAUGAAAGCAUUGCCGUCCUCGUCUCUCAGAACAACGUAAGCGGACUAGAGCAGCUCUGGCAGAGUGGACAGAUAUGUUUUGGAGCAAAGACGACAGAAGGAGGUUGCUCUAACCCAGACUGCAAUGCCAGAGAACAUGGAGAAGACCUGAUAUGGGCCGCAGUACAGUAUGGGCAUUGUGAUGUGAUCCGCUGGUUGAUAAGUCAUGGUGCUAACCUGGCUGUGGGGAACUCACGAGAUCACUGGAAGAGACAGCCUGUCCACUUUGCAGCCUGUGACGGUCACAUUCCACUGCUGCAGGUGUUAUUAACCUCUGGUGUUAAUGUAAACACACUGGAUGCUGAGGAGAGGACACCAUUACAUUGGGCGGCUACAUUUGGUCAACAUGAAGUCGCCAAAUACCUCAUCAGCUGUGGUGCUAAUGUCAAUAUAGAUGCGGCACAGAAUAAUGGGUUCACCCCCCUCCAUGCUGCAGCGUGUUUAGGGCACACUAAACUAUGCAAGCUGUUUCUAGAGCAUGGAGCAGCAAUCAAUGAGGCAGAUAAGGACGGCUGGACAACACUCCACGUAGCUUCGUGUUACUACUAUCCAGAUAUAGUCAAAUUGUUACUGGAUCAUGGAGCCAGUGUGAACCAGGAAACCGUAGACAAACAAACAGCUCUACAUAUCUGUGUAGAGAACCGUGACACAGUCCUAGCAGGUAUGCUGAUAGAGGCUGGGGUGGCUCUGAAUUUGAAAGAUAAAAGAGGCUACACUGCCUUACACUGGGCUGUGUACCAUGACAAAAUACUGAUGGUGAAAUAUUUGAUCAACUAUGGGGCUGACCUGAACACUGUGAAUGAGAAACAGCAGGGUUUGCUGGAGACGGCGCUAACACAGGCAGACACCAACAUGAUCCAGCUUCUUCAUGCUGCAGGAGCCAAUAUUUAUCCUGAACUAAAUUCCCAUAACCAUAUCCAACAAAUACAUACUCUUCGACAGUUUGAAAAUAAUUGCUAUGUAUCUAUCAAUAGAAAUGUUAUUGAAGCAUUAGCAACUAACCCACGUAAACUUCAAGAGUUGUGUUCCUUGAGAAUCAGGUCUUGUCUGAAACCCAACUACCAGCAACAAGUUCGGUUUCUUCCAUUGCCAGCUGAGAUGAAGUCUUAUGUUGCAUUAAAACAUUUGUGAAGUCUUUAAACAAUUAUAUUUUUUAGUGAGAUGAGGUAUUAUUAUUGUUUCAUUGAUUUUAAAGCAUAAUUAAUUCACAGAGAAAGAACAUGUUGUCCAAUAUAUUUAAAGAAUUAGAAAAUAUUAGCUAACUGAAAGACAAGAUUCAUGGGAUUUUUUGGUAAUUUGUUCAUUCCGUAAAUAUGUGAGCUCUUAACUGAAAGAAUGAUAAUAAACACAAGAGGUAGUCAACACCUUCACUACCUUUUAUUUACUUUAUGGUAAAUAUGACUCCUUUUUUGCAUCACUGGUAAUAAUCGCCAAAUGACU